AUGUACCACCCUGGAUGGAUCAAUCUCAUGAUGUCUGGUAUCAAGACCCCCAUGAGGUCAUUCGGAACAUGCUGGCAAACCCAGAUUAUGCAACAGAGAUGGACUACCGGCCCUACCGACUUCAUGUCUGGUGACUGGGCUUGGAACCAAGCGGAUAUCAUUUCCAAAGACCUGGAUGCAACUGGCUCGACCUUUGUGCCGGUUAUGCUCGGAAGUGACAAGACGACAGUUUCAGUGGCAACUGGCGCUCACGAUUACUAUCCCCUGUAUGUAUCAAUCAGAAAUGUUCAUAACAACAUCCGAUCCACGAAGGAGCACACCUCCUGCCCCCAAUAUCGGAAAUAUCACCGGCAACUGUUUCAUUCGUCUAUCUCGAAGAUUCUUGAGAACCUAAGGCCUGGCAUGACCAAACCAGAGGUUGUGCGCUUCGGCAAUGGGCACUAUCAGCAUGUUAUCUAUGGGCUUGGACCAUACAUCGCAGAUUAUGAAGAACAGUGCCCAAGGUGUAUGUCACACCACAAAAAUUUGGAUGCCAAGUCAUUGCAUCGUAAUCGUGACCAUACAGAAGCACUCAUUGAAGAAGUAUCAUCUACUGAUCUGUGGGAUGAAUAUGGGAUCAUCCGUGAACUCAUCCUGAUUAAAGGAACCUUCAAGGAUCAUUUAGUUGAGUGGGUUGGAAAAUAUUUGCUCCACAUGCACAGAAAGAAGGGAGCAGAGAAAAUUCAAGAUGAGAUAGAUCAAAGGAUCACUGUGGUUGCCUCAUUCUCAGAAUCUAUGCUGGUUCAAAUCCAGGAAGCCCUUGACCGAUUCCAUUAUUACAGGAAGGUCUUUGAGUCCAUAGGCGUCAUACCUACAUUCUCCCUCCCUCAACAACAUUCCUGCUCCCAUUAUAUCCUCCUUAUCCGAUUGUUUGGUGCACCCAAUGGCCUGUGCUCCUCAAUCACUGAGACAAAGCACAUCAAAGCCGUCAAGGAACCAUGGAGGCACUUGAGUUGCUACAAAGCCCUUGGCCAAAUGCUGGUGGCAAACCAGUGUCUCGAUAAACUUGCAGCUUCAAACACUUCGGGCACUAAAGUGUUUCCUGACCAACCCAAUGAGAAUAACAUCAUACUACUCCCUGACCUCGACAUUACUAUUCAGGGUGACAAUGAAGAGGGCGAUAUUAUUGAUGGCCUAACACUGGUGCAGGCCCAUGUUCAGUUGGCAAAGACACUCUUGAACCCAGAUGACCAGCGCUCUCCCUCUGAAGUCCCGCUUGCAAGUUGUCCCCAAUUUGAUGGUAAAAUACACGUUUUCAACUCUGCAUCUUCGACAUUCUAUGCACCCAGCGAUCAUAGUGGGAUUGGUGGCAUGCACUGGGAAUAUAUUCAUGCCUGUCCUGUAUGGAGAAAUGAGGCACCCCAGUAUGACU
Suillus subalutaceus is the source of this 1411-nucleotide messenger RNA. RefSeq lists its product as uncharacterized. The annotation marks the transcript as partial. NCBI's taxonomy places the organism in Eukaryota, Fungi, Basidiomycota, Agaricomycetes, Boletales, Suillaceae. The transcript has 13 exons. The record is from RefSeq and is a predicted model, not a curated record.